Clonostachys byssicola is the source of this 1404-nucleotide messenger RNA. NCBI's taxonomy places the organism in Eukaryota, Fungi, Ascomycota, Sordariomycetes, Hypocreales, Bionectriaceae. The record is from the annotation of a GenBank genome assembly.
AUGUUGCUCCGUGGAGCAUUCGCAGCCUUGGGCCUCAUGGCCAGCACCAGCAGGGCCCUUGAGAUCACUGUCACCGACGAUUCCUCUAUUAAAGCCGCCGCCGACACCGUUGCAUACGGCCUGGUAAAGUUCUAUACUGGUAACAACACCGGUGACGUUCCGGGCAAUUUGCCCGACCCAUACUACUGGUGGCAGUGUGGCGCCAUGUUUGGCACUCUGGUCGAUUAUUGGCAUUACACCGGAGACGAUCAGUAUAACGCUAUCACACAACAAGCCAUGGUUCACCAGGCCGGUGACGACGAGGACUACAUGCCAAAGAAUCAGACUAUGACGUUGGGUAACGAUGACCAAGGUUUCUGGGCCUUGGCUGCCAUGAGUGCUGCGGAACACAAAUUCCCAGACCCCCCUUCAGACCAGCCUCAGUGGGUUGCAAUCGUGCAGGCCGUCUUCAACGAGUUUGUGACUCGCUGGGACACGGCGCACUGUGACGGUGGUCUCCGAUGGCAGAUUUUCAACUUCAAUGCUGGUUGGAACUACAAGAACUCGAUUUCCAAUGGCUGCUUCUUUAACCUCGCUGCUCGCCUGGCUCGCUACACCGGAAACGAUAGUUAUGCCACGUGGGCCGAGAAGGUUUGGGAUUGGGAAACCUCAAUCGGACUGAUCAAUCUUACCAACUACGCAGUUUAUGACGGUGUGACAAUCAAGGAUGGCGCGAAAUGCCAGGAUGACAUGGAUAGAACCGAAUGGACAUACAACUCCGGCAUCUUCCUUCAUGGAUCAGCUGUCAUGUACGACGUUACCAAGGAUGCAAAGUGGAAGACCCAUGUGGAUGGCUUCAUCAAGCACGGGCUUGAAAAGUUCACCGAGAAUGGCGACAACAUUGCUUUCGAGCAGCUCUGCGAGCCUCAUGGGACUUGCGACGACGAUCAGCGUUCGUUCAAGGGAUACUGGCUGCGCUGGAUUUCGGCCACCAUUACGCUGAUUCCAGACGUCAAGGAUAGUGUCUGGUCUCUCAUGACGACUAGCGCUCAGGCCGCCGCCUCGGUCUGCAUCGGAUCUCCUACAGCGGCCAUUUCUGGCCACCCGCCUUUCAAGGGAAUGGCCGGUACUGCCUGCGGCUUCAAGUGGAACCCAACAAAGACCUUUGACGGUUCCUUUGGUGUCGGUGAGCAGAUGAGUGCGCUGUCUGCGCUUAUCUACACUCUUGUAGAUGACGCAGCAGCCCCGGUGACCAACUCGACAGGUGGAACAUCUACCGGAAACCCUGGAGCCGGUAGUAAAUCGGAUUCAGAAAAGAUCCGUGUCUUUGACCCAAUCACCACUGCCGACCGCGCCGGAGCUGGUAUUCUAACCACUCUCAUUAUCGGCGGUGUCAUUGGCGGUUGCGCUUUCGUCAGUAUGUAG